Molecule: messenger RNA, 4063 nt
Organism: Mesoplodon densirostris (Blainville's beaked whale)
Lineage: Eukaryota; Metazoa; Chordata; Mammalia; Artiodactyla; Ziphiidae
Gene: SLC35D4
Product: transmembrane protein 241
Exons: 16
Coding region: 56-1123 (355 amino acids)
Cellular component (GO): Golgi apparatus
Molecular function (GO): antiporter activity
Source: RefSeq, a predicted model, not a curated record
CGCCCAGCGGCCGUGGGGCUCCUGCGGGUCCCCGGGAAGCGGCGCAAAUUAACAGAUGUGCAUGAGGAGGUGCCUGGUCGGCCUCACGUUUUGUACCUGCUACCUGGCUUCUUACCUCACGAACAAGUAUGUCCUGUCUGUCUUGAAAUUUACCUACCCUACAUUAUUCCAAGGGUGGCAGACAUUAAUUGGUGGACUUUUGCUUCAUGUGUCAUGGAAACUGGGCUGGGCGGAGAUCAACAGCAGUUCAAGAUCUGAUGUUUUGACAUGGCUUCCUGCUUCAGUGCUGUUUGUGGGUAUCAUCUAUGCUGGUUCCAGAGCACUGUCCAGACUGGCCAUUCCUGUGUUUCUGACUUUGCAUAAUGUAGCCGAAGUUAUAAUCUGUGGGCACCAGAAGUGUUUUCAGAAAGAGAAAACAUCUCCUGCAAAGAUCUGUAGUGCCCUCUUCCUCCUGGCUGCCGCAGGGUGCCUGCCCUUCAACGACUCCCAGUUCGAUCCAGAUGGUUAUUUCUGGGCUGUAAUUCACUUAUUCUGCGUAGGGGCUUAUAAGAUACUACAGAAAUCCCAGAAACCCAACGCGUUAAGUGACAUUGACCAGCAGUACUUAAACUAUCUAUUCAGUGUGGUGCUCCUGGCAUUUGCAUCUCACCCCACAGGUGAUCUCCUCAGCGUCCUGGACUUUCCGUUCCUGUAUUUCUACAGAUUCCACGGCAGCUGCUGUGCCAGUGGAUUUUUAGGAUUCUUUCUCAUGGUCAACACAGUGAAGCUAAAAAGCCUUAUGACCCCAGGGCAGUGUGCAGCCUGGAUUUUCUUUGCUAAGGUGAUCACGGCUGGUUUAUCGAUAUUGCUGUUUGAUAUGAUCCUGACCAGGGCCACCGUGGGAUGCCAGCAUCCAGAGCAGGAACCAGAGCCUCAACGGUAUACCUUUCAGCCACUCAUCCACACAAGAGUAACCACUAUAGCCUCCUGCUCAGCGGCCUUGGAGAGGCCUUGCUGGUUUUCUCAGAGCGGAAGGGCUCCUAAACACAGGGAAAGUGGACUCCCAGGCUGCAGGUGGAGAACACCGCCCUGGGCUUUGGAGCUCCCUGUCCCGGCGAUAGAAAGAAGAAAGCAAGAACGAUGAGACGCUGCUGCUCGCCGUGUCGAGAACUUUUUCUGGGGUUUCUGGGCCGCUGCAGAGAGUGGACUGUGUCGAGAGGCUCCCCCAAGUCCUGCUGACUGUGCUGUGAGCCCAGCUGUGCAGAAACAGAUGCAGGAUUUCACCGGCAUGGGGAUGGCUCCGCCCACCUUGAUUGCCACGCAAGCCUCCUUACUAAACACCCUUCCCAGAUAAGCGUUCACUGCCUGCUAGUGGGCCCAAGGUAUUGCGUUGCCUUUUUGGUUUUGUUUCGUGAUUUUACAUCCUUGGAGACUCCGACACCCUUUCCUUGCUGUCAGGCUGGCUUGCCUAGAACUCAUACUCCCCCACCUAGGGGCGCAGAGAGAAUUCCUCGAGCGGGGCUAACACUCGGGGCGGGGGUGGAGGAGGUAAAUGGGGGUUCUGGGCCAAGUAAGACACCAGCAAGGACACUACUUCUCCAGAGUGCGUGCUGAAGCCUUUUUAUGGUUGUGUGUUGUGUUGAAUUCCAUACACCCUUUUUUGCCUACCAUUAGGUUAACUUGGUACUAAUGAUUACCAGAGGGAAUAGGAUUAAUAAGCACUGGUGGAGGAAACACCAAACAAACAUAGUUAUGUAGGGGCUUCCCAGGUGGGGCAGUGGUUGAGAGUCCGCCUGCCGAUGCAGGGGACACGGGUUCGUGCCCCGGUCUGUGAAGAUCCCACGUGUUGCGGAGAGGCUGGGCCCAUGAGCCAUGGCCGCUGAGCCUGCGCGUCCGGAGCCUGUGCUCCGCAACGGGAGAGGCCACAACAGUGCAGAGGCCCACGUACCGCAAAAACAAACAACAAAAACAUAGAUGUGUAAACGCACACACAGUUAUAUUCAUAAUCCAUUUAAUUCCCUGAUAUCUCAGAGGAGGUUUCAGAUCAUUGAACACUGAAAUAUAUUUUUCAGGCCAGAUUAAAAAUAGGAUGAAAACUCUAAACCUUGCCUUUAUGGGAGUCAAAAGAAAUGAAUUUGCAUGAAAUGGUCAUUUGAUUCUGAACCCCAAUGAAGGUUUAAGAAAAUAAUGUCUAGCUCCAAAUAUUCCUGCUCAUAAUAGGUUUUCUGAAUGCAUUAUACUCUGCCAGGUGUCAGUUUUCGUCAUUUUGAGACAGAAGGUAAUGAAGUCCAGGGAGUCCUGUCCAGGAAGGAUCCAGGCCCUGCAGGGUUGGACACCCUGUUAGUGAUGAAGGACCACCUCCAGCAUCUGGGAAACAAGCCUUGUCCAUUCUUGGCCUUGUGAAGACUAAGGUCAGCUCAGUCAGGCCAUUCUUCCUGCAGUUUUUUCUCCAAGUUGUUGAAAAAAGAAACAGAAGAUGAAACAAAUAGGAAUGGAUUAGUAUAUUUGGACCUUGAGUACCUUAAAUUCAUUUCCUUGUCUUUUCUUGGUCUCUGCUUGUCAUUUAAGGUAAACAUGUUCAGUGACCUUUAUACAUAUAUAGUUUCACUUUGCUUUUUGUUCCUAACCUGAAAUGUCAAACCUUCUACCAAGGAUCAAAUAGAAAAUCUGGGUUUACAAUUUUCUUUGUUCUUUUGCUCCCACAAAACCGUGUCCGUACACUUGAGGCCAGUUCUCUCUUUGCAGAAAGUGGUAUCUGUCCAAAUGUCAUCUUAUGUCUGUCUUUCCAAGUCUCAUUUGAGCAAAUGGAGAUUCCUAAGGCUAGAAAGAGCCAUGUACAGUUAACAAACCCUGUCCCCUGUUCCAGCAGGACUGACCUCAAAAACUUCUGCAGCAGAUCGAGAAAGACAAAUACCGUACGACAUCACUUAUAUGUGGAAUCUAAAAAAUAAUACAAAUGAAUGUAUUUGCAAAACAGAAACAGAUAUAGAAAACAAACUAGUGGUUACCAAAAAGGAGAGGGAAGGGAAGAGGCAAAUUAGGGGUAUGGGAUUAAGAGAUACAAACUACUGGGCUUCCCUGGUGGCGCAGUGGUUGAGAGUCCACCUGCUGAUGCAGGGGACACGGGUUCGUGCCCCAGUCCGGGAGGAUCCCACAUGCCGCGGAGCGGCUGGGCCUGUGAGCCAUGGCCGCUGAGCCUGUGCGUCCGGAGCCUGUGCUCCGCAACGGGAGAGGCCACAACAGUGAGAGGCCCACGUACCGCAAAAAAGAGAUACAAACUACUAUAUAUAGAAAAGAUGAGCAACAAGGAUAUACUGUACAGCACAGGGAAUUACAGCCGUUAUCUUGUAGUAACUUUUAAUGGAGUAUAGUCUAUAAAAAUAUUGAAUCACUAUGUUGUACACCUGAAAGUUAAUACAAUAUUGUAAAUCAACUAUACUUCAAUAAAAGAAAUAAAUGCACCUCAAAAAACCAAAAAACAAAAUUUCUGCUGCAGAGUUUUAGACCUUUUUUUUUUCUUUUUAAAGAAUCUCUAACAAGGAUUUUUUUUGGUUUUUGUUUGUGUGAUUUUUUUAACUUCAUUCCAGAGUCCCAUUGUUUUUAAAAUCUCAGGUCUUUUCUUACUUUGACGCUAGCAAGGGGCAAAGGAUAAGAUGUUUCUUCAAUAUACCAUCCUGUUUCCUUCAGCUUGCAUUUCUUCUUGGGAUUUUUUCUUCAAGCUUUUACCACCAUCUUUUAUGCCCAAGUUCACGUGCUCAGCUCUGAACUCAGGGUGAGCCUAGAGGGCUGUAAAUCAAGGGACUGGCCUAGAUUACUGCUCUCAUUCUCUGUGGCUCUCUGGGCCCCUGGCCCCCCUGGUGGGGAAUCCUCAGGUUACCCCAGCACUCCCUUUUACCCGAAAUGAUCCAUUUGGUGAUGUCCUAUCUGGGUCAUGCCCUUGCUGGCCCCAUGUCAAAGCCAGGGUGUUUUGUCUUUUUAUUUGUCCAAAUAACGAAUACGCUUUCUGUCAGGAGAAGCAAAGUUCUGUGUGAUUGUGUAUUAUUACUAAUCUGCUAUGGAUAUAAGGAAAAAUAAACCAUAUAUU